This is a messenger RNA of Hypanus sabinus (Atlantic stingray), 1293 nucleotides long. RefSeq names its product troponin C, skeletal muscle-like. The record is from RefSeq and is a predicted model, not a curated record. Lineage: Eukaryota; Metazoa; Chordata; Chondrichthyes; Myliobatiformes; Dasyatidae. The transcript is spliced from 5 exons. Gene Ontology annotation, cellular component: myosin II complex. Gene Ontology annotation, molecular function: calcium ion binding. Bases 259 to 771 code for a protein of 170 amino acids.
GUUAUAUAUUUUUUCGGCUACUGACCUCCCUCAUUUGGUUGUUAAGAGAGGACACGUGUCAGAGUGGGAAUCUCACUAUUGGCUUUUCAGAAAGCAAGGUCACAGAUCCUGAAAUCUCACUGGGUAUUCGGCUAAUUAAAGAAAAAGGGCAGGUUAAAAGCUGAGGACAAAAAAAGUCUUGCUUUCGAGUGGGGAGUUGUGGAGGAGAGGAGUUUCAUUUUUACGUGAGUUUCUGUGCCGUCCAAAUAAACCAGGACAAUGCCAAUGACAGAACAACAAGCAGAUGCGAGGUCUUACCUCAGCGAGGAAAUGAUCGCUGAGUUUAAGGCCGCAUUCGACAUGUUUGAUGCUGAUGGUGGUGGUGAUAUCAGCACCAAAGAGUUGGGACAGGUGAUGAAAAUCCUGGGGCAAAACCCUACCAGAGAAGAACUGGAUGCCAUCAUUGAGGAAGUGGAUGAAGAUGGAAGCGGCACCAUUGACUUUGAAGAGUUCUUGGUGAUGAUGGUGCGGCAGAUGAAAGAGGAGGCAAAAGGAAAAUCUGAAGAAGAGUUGGCAGAGUUCUUUCGCAUAUUUGAUAGGAAUGCUGAUGGUUUCAUUGAACGGGAUGAGCUUUGGAACUUAAUUAAAGAAUCUGGAGAACAAAUCUCAGAAGAGGAAAUUGAUGAACUCAUGAGGGAGGGUGACAAAAACAAUGACGGCAAACUAGACUUUGAUGGUUUGUAUACAAGUACAAAAGUGAAUAAAAUAUUGGUUGAAAUAUUUAACUUUUAGCCAUGUCAAUGAAGCUAAACUCAAUCAAACUUCUUUCUUUUCCUUUCCUUUCCUUUCCUUUCCUUUCCUUUCCUUUCUUUCUUUUUCUUUCAUUUCAGAAUGGGUGAAAUUGAUGGAAAAUGUCCAGUAAAUGAACAACAUUCCUCAACAACCAUUAGUGUCUCACUUCUUCAGAAACCUUUUAAAAUGUCAUCUUCCAUCUCCUGCUCUACAAAUCCAUUACUUUUGGCUUUUGGCUCAGCCUCUCUUCAAGACCACAUUUAAAUAAAUUAGAACACAUAGCUUACUGUACAGUAUCUUGUGCCACAUUUCUCAUGCUCUACUGUAGCUAACUGAUCACCAGACAUUUGAAAGGAAUGUGAUUGCUGCAUCCAAUGCAAAAUUAGACAUAUUUGACCUAUACUCUGAAAUUGCUAGCACUGUUGCUACAAUUCACUCCUGCAGAGGAAGAAGCAACAUUCUAUGUAUGAAACUCUUAAUGAUUUUGCCAGCAGUCUAUAACACAACCAUAUAUUCCAAACC